Messenger RNA from Coregonus sp. 'balchen', 3824 nucleotides. NCBI's taxonomy places the organism in Eukaryota, Metazoa, Chordata, Actinopteri, Salmoniformes, Salmonidae. The record is from the annotation of a GenBank genome assembly.
GACCAUUGUAGUGGACUCUGCAGGCAAUGCAGCAUGUAUCUGGUAAGCAUCACUUUUUCAACCUUUACUAGAUUAGUGAGUCAGUGUUCUGGCAAGAGAGCAACAGCAACAUGAUGACCCCGUCCCCCCCUACAGCUGACCCCUACCACCAGGGAAACGUCAGGAUGACCCUGGAGAAGUCUGACCUCUGGAAGUCCUUCCACAACCUAGCGACUGAGAUGAUCAUCACCAAACAUGGCCGGUAAGAUACUGUUGUUGUUGUCAAAUCAAUCAUUAUCAUCAUGGCUGGUGCCAUCUCCAAACAAGUCAUUGACUGAGCACAUCCCAUGUCUCCCAUAUCCCAUUCAUUUCUCAUAUGUAAAUCUACAAAACACAAUGGACGUGUGUGCACUGAGGAGUACUUGUCACCCACAUUUCAUGCAAUACUGUAGCUUUAGCAAUGCAGUGAAACUGUCUAUGCUGCUAGUAUUCUUUUUUGUCUCGUGUAAGAAUGAGAGAGCAUAGGGUUGUGGUCAGGAUAAUACCAUUUGUGUGGGAUUGUGUGUAUCAGGAGGAUGUUUCCCCACUGCAACAUCAGUCUAUCUGGACUCCAACCCUAUGCCAACUAUGUCCUCAUGGUGGAUAUGGUUCCUGUGGACAACUUCAGAUACAGGGUAAGAACAUGUCCACCAUCCUUCUAUAAUGCCUCAUAUAUCAUGUCUUAUAUACACAUUCCAAUACAUUAAUAUUGGGAAAGGUCCUAUUGAUAACCCAAACGUAUCACAGUUUGGAAUAUAGUCAGGCAUUGUUUUAAAAGGAAACGUAAGGAGAUUAAGUAGAAGACAUGCUUGUGUAUGCAACCCCAGCAGUCAAUCUGCACACAGUCCAGAUGGUGACCCGCCCACACCCAGCCAAUCACCACACACACUGCAUAUCAAAGACCAUUACUACUUCCUGUUUUUCUACCCCCAUUUAGCACCCCACCUCCACCUCCCCCCGCUCCAAUCAAAGUGAAUGGGGAGCAAUCACCCCUCCGUGCAUCCACUGGCCCUCCCCUCAGUACACUGUUGCUUUUGACCAAAUGGCUCCAUCGAGAGAGAGUUUUCCCUUUGUUGUAUCAGUUAAUGUAUAUAUGUUGGUCGAUUAUAUGCAAUUAUGUACAUACCUACAUGAUACUACUCAAACAUGCAGUAAUAUGCACCACAGAUUCCUUACAUAUCUCACUGUAGAGACUGAGGAUAUGUGAGUUUUUGUGGAGUGUCUACAUGUUGAGUCUUGUCUUGGAGUUUGUUUCACACCUGGGUAAACCCCAUACCCCCCCCCCUGCUCUCUGUCUCUGUAGUGGAAUAAGGGCCAGUGGGACAUGGCUGGGAAAGCCGAGCCCCAGCUCCCCUGUCGGACAUACGUGCAUCCAGACUCCCCCGCUCUGGGCUCCUACUGGAUGAAGCAAUCUGUGUCCUUCCUCAAGCUCAAACUCACCAACAAUACUCUGGACCAGCACGGCCAUGUAAGUAAACCCAUCUCCUUCUCUACUGGAUCCCCAGCCCUCAACGCCUCACAGUCUGAGAGUAUACAGUACUGUCUAUAAACAAUGCUGUUAGUUGACUCAACCUGUGUUGUAUCUGUUCUGUCCCCAGAUCAUCCUGCACUCUAUGCAUCGCUACAUCCCACGCUUCUCUGUGGUCCAGGCUGACAGUCUGUACAGUGUGCGCUGGGGACACUUCCAUUCCUUCUCCUUCCCUGAGACCUCCUUCACUGCAGUCACCGCCUACCAGAACACUAAGGUCCGUCUACAAACUCACGUAUUAAGAACAUACAAACGGCACACCCAUAUAAUUCACUUUUCGGUAAUGAGUGUAACCUAAUCUGAUUUCUUCAUCUCUACUCCUGCUUUCAGAUCGCUAAACUGAAGAUUGACCACAAUCCCUUUGCUAAGGGAUUCAAAGGGGAGAAUACCCGUACUCAUAGCAAGAGGUAGGUAUUAUUAGAACUAUAACACUUUGUGCGUGUGAGGAUUUGUUUUUUUUUCUUCUUCUUCUUCUUCUUUUUUUUUUUUUUUUUUUUUUUACAUAUAAUGUUUUCCCCAUAGGUGUCGAUCCAACAAGAGUCUUGGGAAUGCUACAAAGAAAGCCAAACAAGACAAAGACCCAGGAAACAAAAGUCCCCCAGGUCCCAAUCAAUAGAAACAUAUUUAUUUCUCAACAAUAUAUGACAUUGUUAUAAUGUAAAUGGUUGCCAGCCCAUAGGCCUAUUGGCAGUCUCAUUGAUGUAAAACCUUUUCCCUUACAGACCUCCAGAGGGCAAAAUUAGACUGUGAGCCAGAGGAACAGAGGAUAGAGAUCGUGGUUUCGGAUAAGGAGGAUCUCUUGUCCCCCUGGGCCUUGAAACAGGACCCGUCCCAGAGCCACAGCCUGCACACUGAACUACUGGAGCUCCACGACCACAGACAGGACUACAGCACUGAGGAGCAGAUGGUGCCUGGCCCUGCAUCUAUGUCCUACCAACCAUACAGGUACUGUACAACCACCAAGGACACACACGGGCACACACUCACACGUUGUAAAUCACACCUUGACUUCCCUUUUUUUAGAGGAAACCCAAGGCUGACACACCACACAGACUGGUGAAUCCCCAUUUAGAGAGUCACUCUAACAGCCUGCACACCCACACGAGAACUAACAUAUGCAGAAACAGCACCCAUUAUGCCAAUAGAAAACUCAGUGACUCAGGGCUAUACUUAACAGGCCAUCUAUGAUACAAGAAGUGUAUCUAUGAUACAAGAAGUGUACACCUCCAUACUGUGCAUGAAAAAGUGGAGUCAGAGAGUGACUGAUUUCAUAUGUGGGUUGAUGUCAUGAUGGCAACAACAACUAACAGUUCAUAUCAGUAACCGCUCCAUAUUUCUCAUUCUCUCCAGAUCGGUUGAGUAUGGCAGACUUCCCUCUCCCUCCACUAUAGUGGAGGAUGGCGAAGGCAGGCGCAGCUAUGAGUCUCAUGUUCCAGAUGUAGCCACUGUCCCUGGGCACGAGACUACCAGACCUGUCCCUGUUAGGGACAUGGGUCACCCUCACCACCACCACACCUUGGCUCCAGCCAUGCCCCAGGACUACAGAGUGUCCCCGGUCCAUCUGCCCAUGUCCUCCAAAACCUACCCUGGGCACCUGGGUUACAGUUACCCCCUCUAUAGCCACUACUCCACUGACCAGGGCAUGGGUCAGUGGGCUGAGGGUGGUACAGGACAGUACUUUCCUCACCACCUACCCUUCCUCACCAGUCAAACGCUGACCGCAGACCAGGGCACCCCCCAACGCAGUGUUUAUCACCAUGGCAACAUAACGGCAGAGUGGAGCCAGAACUUGAGUUUGGACAAUGAGGCUGAUCUGGCAAUCAGAUCAGAAUAGCUGACUCAGACUCAUAAAGCGAAGGAGCGGGCUUUUACACUGUGAACAAAGAUACUUGUGAUAGUUCAGAAAAGUUUCAGAGGUGAAAAGUCUAUGAUCUUUGUGCAUGAUGUCCAAACAAAGAUAUCUUAAAGUGUGUUCUUUGAACUUGUUCUCUGUGUGUCAAGAGGAGUGUGUGCCAUUUGUGGUUCCCAGUCUAUUCAGGCCUGCAGUCAUAUUCAGCUGAAAGAGCAGAAGGCUAUGUCAUGCUAUAUACUGGACUUAAUGGACUGAGCCUGCUCUCCUACUUUGCUGGUGCUCCAUUUGAACUGCCUUCAAAUGUUUGUGAGCGUCCAUGCUUGUAUGACAUAUGUAAUGUGUGUCUGUUUGUGUGUUUACUCAUUAAAAGUUAUGAUUACUGAGAUCAGAAUAUAACCAAACCCACUGGGUACAGACGUCAGUUCA